Molecule: messenger RNA, 3129 nt
Organism: Marasmius oreades (fairy-ring Marasmius)
Lineage: Eukaryota; Fungi; Basidiomycota; Agaricomycetes; Agaricales; Marasmiaceae
Exons: 33
Coding region: 1-3129 (1042 amino acids)
Biological process (GO): reciprocal meiotic recombination; double-strand break repair via homologous recombination
Cellular component (GO): nucleus
Molecular function (GO): DNA translocase activity; ATP binding; ATP-dependent chromatin remodeler activity
Source: RefSeq, a predicted model, not a curated record
AUGCCACCAUUUCUUGCACCUCAGACAACUUCGCUAAAAAGAAAAGGAUCUGAAGAUGACUGUGUGUCGACAUCGAAAAGAAUAAAUCUUGGCUCAAGCCAUUCAGGCAACGGGAAUAGCCAAAAUCACUAUUGGAUGGUCCAGUGGAGGAACAAACAGACGAAGAAACAUAAGUCAUGGGAGGGCGACGGGAUACUUGUCGCGUUGGAUAACGGGUCGAAGAGCACAUUGUUUGACGUGGAUAAAACUAUUCUUGCAACUGCCAAGCUACUCCCUCCUUUUGAACAAGGGAAAGAAAUGUGCCUUGGUGGAGCCAAGGACAUACUCUUAGAUUGCGAAAUAUCUGCGGAAGAGUUCCAAAACGGGUCUUACUUCACGUCGAUUAUGCCGGAAGUUACUGCUGCCCUUUCAUCAAAGCCUGCGUUCAGACCUCCCAAGAGGGCACUGAAUCCACUUUUGAUAAGAAAACCGGAAACUGAGGCCGGACAACAGCCCACGUCUUCACCUCCUUCAUCGAAUCCAGCGAGUGAUGGACCAUCUCAGGAGAAGGUCUUAAUUCCAGUUCAUGUCAAUGGUCCGCUUCAGAACUCGUAUUGGAGCGCGAAUUGGCGCAAAACAGGGAACAGCAGAAAGAAGGACACGUGGGAGGGCGAUAGUUACAUCAAGCACGAGAAGGGUUCUAUCACCAUGCUAUCGGAGAGCGGUAAAACCAUGGGGAUCACCUCACAGAAGACGAGUCUUCAAUCCGGACAGCGACUGUUCAUAGGAGGGAAAGAGAUUCAGCUCCUGUCCGAGAUUACUAAGUACCAGCUUCCUCAAGUAGGAGGUCAGGCUGAACUCGAUACUCUUCCCCCCGAACCUCUGCAGGCUGUGCCGUCGCCAGAACCCAGCAAGAGAUAUAUCCCACCCGCUUCGUUUUAUGGUGUCCCUACUAAACCUGCUGCUUCAAGGCAUGACCCCAAAGCGGAAGGCGCGGUAGUUAUGAAGUAUCCUACAGAAGAACAUCAAGACCGGUAUAACAAGAAAAACCGCCCGAUUGUGGAUGUUGUUUUGGACCCAAUAAUAGCACGGAAAAUGAGGCCACAUCAACACGAGGGUGUCAAGUUCUUGUACGAGUGUGUUAUGGCACUUCGAAAGCAUGAAGGACAGGGCUGUAUACUUGCUGAUGAGAUGGGCCUUGGAAAGACGUUGCAGACCAUCAGUCUAAUUUGGACAUUACUUAAACAAAAUCCAUACUCUGGUGGCGAGCCAGUCAUAAACAAGGCGAUGAUUGUCUGCCCGGUCUCCCUCAUCAAUAACUGGAAAGCUGAAUUCUACAAAUGGCUUGGUAAGGAUCGGGUUGGCGUCACAGUUUGCGACAAAAGACUGGACACUGUGCGGACAUUUGCAAACUCGCGAAAGCAACAUGUCCUAAUUGUCGGCUAUGAAAGGCUGAGAACCGUAAUCAAGGAGAUUGCUACCUGCGGCAUUGGGCUAAUAGUUUGUGAUGAAGGUCAUCGUCUGAAGUCAUCCAAAAACAAGACAUACGCUUCAUUCAAGGCUUUCAAUACCCCACGCCGUAUCAUUCUGUCUGGUACACCUAUUCAGAAUGAUCUAAGUGAAUUCCAUGCUAUGGCAAACUUUUGCAAUCCUGGACUUUUCGAUGAAUAUCCUGCAUUUAAGAGGAUCUAUGAAAAUCCAAUCUUGAAGAGUCGAGCGCCAGGGUGCACAGAGAAGGAGUCGGAACUCGGGGAGAAACGGUCCGCGCAACUGUUGAACAUUGCGAAGAGUUUCGUUCUCAGGCGAGAAGCCACGAUUCUAGGCAAUUAUUUGCCACCGAAAACGGAAUACGUUGUGUUCAUCAGACCUUCUAGUCUUCAACUAUCGAUUUUCUCAAAGAUACUUCAGCCCGAACAAGUGGAGGAUUAUAUGCAUUCUACUAUCGAAUCUCUGGCUGUGAUCAAUAUGUUGAUCAAAGUCAGUAGUAGUCCUAUCCUUCUCAAAGCAGCCUUGGAGAAAGGGCAGAGUGCGAAAAAUAUGCUUCAUCGUAAUAUUCGGGAGGCAGCAUCACUAUUGCCACCUGACAUUGAAGUCGAGGAUAUAACGCUGAGCGGCAAACUGACCGCACUCGCGAAACUUCUGGCGAAAGUCCGAGAGACUACAGACGAAAAAUGUGUCCUAGUUUCUCAUUAUACGUCGACAUUGAACAUACUGGAAGCAUUUUGCAUGAAGAUGAACUACAGCUAUUUCCGAUUAGACGGGCAAACACCAGUCGCGAAAAGGCAGGAAUAUGUGAACAUCUUCAAUAAAACCGAUCAGAAAUCUGGUUUCAUCUUCCUAUUGAGUUCGAAAGCAGGUGGUGUCGGUAUUAAUCUCAUAGGCGGAUCGCGGCUGUGUCUGAUAGAUUCAGAUUGGAAUCCGAGUCAUGACCUGCAAUCUAUGGCUCGAUGCCAUCGUGACGGCCAGAAGAAACCUGUCUUUAUUUAUCGGUUUCUGACAGCCGGUGCUAUCGACGAGAAGAUAUUCCAACGCCAGAUUAUCAAACUCGGCUUGAGCAACUCGCUCAUGGGCUCAGACUCGAACACCACAAAGGGGGAUUCGUUCACAAAGAAAGAUCUCAGAGAUAUCUUUCGAGUGGAUCCUGAUACGGCUUCAAAUACUCAUGAUCUAUUGGGUUGUCCUUGUCAGGCUGACGAGGAAGACGUUUGGAUUUCUCCGACGCUGUCCUCGAACGAAGAUGAAGGGCGUAAAGGGUUUGUCAUGGCCUCGGAGGUAACGGAGGCUGAUGUCAACAAGACUGAUCGGGAGUAUCUUGAGAAAAAGAAAGCCAGCCUUGCUUCCUUGGAUGAAUGGAAGCAUAUUGACUGCCUGAACGGUGGUAGUGCUAGAGAAGAGAUUCGAGACGAAAUACUCACGGGUUUGCUGCUCCAUAUGCAAGACGCCAACCAGAUUGACGCUCAAGACCUAAAUGAGUUGACGGAUGAUCCGCUCCUGGCAGUGGUGGAUAUCAAGAAUAUUGAACGUGUGGAUCGGAUGAGAAAUGGUUGGGGUGUUCGAGAUGUGCCGGGGGGUACUGUAACGUUUGUAUUUGAAAAAUGCUCUCGGACCGCUGUGAAUGAGGCGGAGACAGAAGUGGAGGAAGAGGUGUGA